CGUGGACCCCAUACCAAACAAAAACCUUUAAAACCCAAAGCCCCACCUCUCUCUCUCUUUCACGCCGCAAAAUCUCAAACCCACUUUUCUUCUUCUUCUUCUUCUUCUUCUUCUUCGUAGUUCAAUGUUCAUAGCACCAACCAAGUAAAUAUGUCUAGGAUGGGAUCUUCAAAGGAUAUUGUUUCAAGGAAAACCAAUGAAAAAUUUUUUUGUGAUGUACAAAAUGGCAAUAAUACUACUGUCAGAGCCUCCCGAGUUGCGCCAAAGCAUCAUCAGGGCAAUGUGUCUAUAAUAAGCUCAGUUUCUUAUAGGCCAAAAUCCUUAGGACUACAGAUUGGCAAUAAUGGUACUGUCAGAACCUCUCAAGUUGAACCAAAGCAUCAAAGAAAUGUGUCUAAAUUAAGCUCAGUUCCUCCUAAUAGAGCAAAAUCAUCAGGAAUACAUUAUAGCAAUAACAAUCCUGUCAGUACCUCCCUUGUUGGACCAAAUAAUCAGGGUAAUGUGUCUAAAAUAAGCUGUGUCUCUUAUAGACAAAAACCCUCAGGAGUACAUUUUAGCAAUUACAAUACUGUGAGGACCUCCCAAGUUAGACCAAAAAAUCAAGUUAAUGUGUCUAAAGUGAGUUCAGUACUAGAUAAACAAAAUCCUUCUGAAGUACAGCAGCAUGAUGAAAAGAAUGCAGUCAAGGCCUCCCAAGCUGAAUUAUCCUCAGAUUCUCCAACAGCCAGAGCCAAACGAGGCAUUAAAGCUUACUUUCAGACAGAUAAGACAACUUACUCUCCACAACAUCGGUCUACUCAGAAGAGCAAUGAUUUUAUGCCACCUGCUAAGAAUAGGCAAAGACACAACACUCCAUCUUCCCAAGUUUGGCAAAUGAAAGUUGAGAUACCACCUUCUGAAAGGCUAUCUAAGGUCACGAUGCAACCUUCCAAAAACCAACCUGGACAAAGCCAUAGCACUCCUUCCCACCAAGUUUGGCGAAAAAAAGUAGAGACACAACCUUCUGAAAGGCAAUCUAAGGUCAAGAUGCAACCUUCCAAGAAGCAAUCUAUGGUCAAGAAGCAGCCUUCCAAAAAGCCAUCCAAACAGCAGUCAAAACAAAAUGUUCCAUCAUAUCAUAUUGUGUGGGAUGGUUUUGAUGAUGAUGAUGAUGAUGAUGAUGAUGAUGAUGAUUCUAUCACUGAACCAUUUGGACAAAAUUGUCCUGUGUGUGAUGACGAUCUUGCAUAUUCACCCACAGAUGAAGAAGAAUUAUGUUCUUCUGUUCUCCCAGAGGUUGCUGUUCUUUCAUGUGGACAUUCCUUCCAUUGCCACUGCUUGCUGCUUGUCUCAUCUGAAGAGCAGUCCACGGAUCCACCAUGUUUUAUUUGUGUGAAUGGCUUGUCUCUAACAAAUCAGGGCAAUUCUCUCUGAUAUUCUACUCUUAUGUUUUUGUAGACAUUCCUAAUGUAAGUAGAGCAGACGAAAA
Messenger RNA from Quercus lobata, 1468 nucleotides. RefSeq lists its product as uncharacterized. The record is from RefSeq and is a predicted model, not a curated record. The transcript has 4 exons. Bases 151 to 1413 code for a protein of 420 amino acids. NCBI's taxonomy places the organism in Eukaryota, Viridiplantae, Streptophyta, Magnoliopsida, Fagales, Fagaceae.